Messenger RNA from Lineus longissimus, 4501 nucleotides. RefSeq lists its product as uncharacterized. The record is from RefSeq and is a predicted model, not a curated record. Lineage: Eukaryota; Metazoa; Nemertea; Pilidiophora; Heteronemertea; Lineidae. The transcript has 8 exons. Bases 659 to 2155 code for a protein of 498 amino acids.
AGUACUAACGAAGUUAUUAGCGGAGUAGGUAUUGUUCAUUAAACCCAUUUCGUGAUAGGAAGAUCCUCGCCAACAAUUUCACGUGCCAAGGAGUCUGCGGUGAUGAGAAGACAGUGAAACGGUUUCCCCAUCAAGACAGGAAUAGAGCAGGUUUGCAUCAUGUUGUCCUUCAACCUUGCUAUUGCCAUUUAAUGAUUGAUGAUUGAAACUAAAAAAUACAUAUGAAAAAGAGGUAUCAGAUAUACCCCAUCAACGCCUGAAAGUGCCCAUGGUUUGUCUUAAUAGUAACAAGUCAAACUAAAGACACAGACCUGCUUCUCUUUACUGACGCAUGCGCAUAUCCAGGAAUCCAGGAAUUAGGUCGAUCGAUUUGGUCUCGGCCUAACGUUACAUGGAUACUAUUGCCCGAGAUUUGCGUGUACAGCUGGCCUAUGUGUCUGAGAAUGUACAUUUCGAUGCAUAGGGGCCUGCUUUAGGUGCGUGGAUCUGUGCGGAGUCAACGGCAUCUCUUGACGAAGCGCUACGUUGCCGUCAGAUGAAAGAGAGUCAAGUGCCCUGUGUGUCGACAGCCGCUUCUUGGACGUAGCCCAUUCCAGGCACCGAUUAAUACGAAGGGCCAGGCGCGCUGGAGUCCCAAGGUCGGUCUAUACUUCGAACGAUGAGGUCUGUUAUUCUUUCUGCCAGACACUGGCUCAAGCCAGAGCCGGCAAGUGUUGGUCAAUGGCUGCCAGACUGGUUUCAAUGCGCAAGCAGCCGACACCUGGGAUUUUUACAGUACCGUCCGACAGUCUUCCAGUUCCACCAAAACAACAAGUUCAUUGCCUCGUGUUUUCAGGCGGGUAGAAGAGCUGCAGAAUCGGACAAUCCGUUGGUUGUGUUCCUAGGAGUAUUGGGCGGGUUCCUCAUGUUGUACACGGGAUAUAGAAUAACUAAAUGGACAUUAGGCUUGGUAUGGAGGGUAGUUUCGUAUCCAUUUAGAGGAUAUGAUUUCUACGACUACCAUGAUAGAUUGCCCACCAGGUAUAGACCUAUGCCAGAUCAAAGGAACAAGAAGAGAAAAUCGACGGGACCCUCGAAAGGACCAUGCUUGCGGGACUCGCUGAAAUCUCUCUUGCAGACAAAGCUGACCGCGUCUGGAGAGGCGAAACAUGAGGUUGUGCAGGCUUCACUGAAGGUUGCGACACAUAUGAAAAACGGACUACGUAAGAACAUCUCAUACUUGAACUUCGAGAAGAACCCGGAACUUGUAGGCAGUACCUCCGACGGGACAAUGGUUCCUGGGCAGGGGGAUUGCGACUACCUUCUACACGUAGGAAUACCGGAGCCAACGUCUCUCGAACACCAAGGCGAAGGGUACUGGAGAUUGCGUAUUGACAACCCGUCUGACUCCAUUAAGGGACUGACUGUGAGGGACCGAGACAACUAUUAUCUAAGCCCCCUAAAACUUCAUUCUCUCUUAUUGGGGGAGGUUUCGCGGGUCGCCCAAGAGCUCCAGGAUACAAGCGGAAUCGUCAAUGUGAAGCAUGUGUCUCACCAAGCAGGCCCGGCGCUGAAAUUUAAGAUCACCAACCAUCCGAUUAAUGCAAGGAGUACACAGUUGACAAUCUUUGACAUGGACUUUGUACCGUGUGUAACUGUUAACGGUAAGCAACUUGUCACCAAGCCUCACCCAAGCCUGCCGAACGAACAAACGCGUAAGAGCCGCGAAGACCCGGAUAGACUGCGAUGGCGACAAAGCUUCAGUAGCGCAGAGCGGGACCGCAUCCAACCACUGGACAAGGGUGAUGGCGGCUGGAGUAAGAAACUCUACCGAGAGGUCAAGUACUUGCGUCACAACCAGCCUCAGUUUAAACAGUUCCCCUCCUUCAUUUACAAGACUGUGUUCUUGAAACAGCUGGAAGAGGACCGCUAUCCCUCGCGAUGGCGUGAACAGACACAUGAAGAUCGCUUUAUGAGUUAUAUGAAAAAGUUGGAGGCCGUCUUUGAGAGAGGAGAGCUCAAUCAUUACUUCUUGAAGAAAAACGAGGGAAUCAGUAGAAAUUUGUUGCAACCUGAUUUCGAUCAAGAGCAAAUCAGGGACUUCCGUAACUUUCUUCGUCGCAUUAAUAGAGGAGGGGAGAAGGCGUGGGCUAAGCUUCUUCAGAAUAUUACUUAAAUCCACUGAAUGUGUAGCUGAAACAGUGACGAAGAAGACUGAACUAUUUACUAUAAAGGCAGAACUGAAAUAAAAACAAGAGAGGCAGCAACCACAGAAUGGUAAAUGUAAGUGGAGGCCGGAGCGUAGGCGUCGUGACGGAGGAGUAGCGGGUUCGACUGCCUGCUGAGCCGUGCUUUGUUCCCCUAUACCACUUUCUGCGUCAAGCGACGUAGAUCUGCGUUAGACGACUUGACAUGUUUAGCGCCAUCCUACGUAGAUCUACGUCAAAUUCCGGCCCCCGAUCCGUCUUCCAGCUGUUGUAUCAGCGGUGGUUUUACCAGGCGGCUGCUGUAUUUUGUCUGUUGGUGGCGACUCUGAUGAAAAAAACCCAAUAUGUCAAGCCGUCACAUCAUUGCUCUGAGGUAAUGACUGGCUUUUUAAUAGCCGGACCGGCUGCGUUCUGUUUUGUAAGUGCUAUGUUAUGCUUACGAAAUUGGAACCAUUCGUGUAACCAACCCGUCAGCAUAAUCUGUUGACCAAAAUCUCAGUAGUAAAUGCUAAACCAAAAAUUCUCCGGAUUUUUUUCUUCAAAACGUGAUGUCAAAAACCUCAUUGGGUCAGUUUGUCUGAUGGUAUAUAUACAUGUACAUUCGUCAUCAUGUAGGCCUUAUACCAGCACCUUAACAUGCAGGGUGACCAAAAAUAUGGACAUUAUUGAAAGUUUAUAGAAUUUACAUUUACCGAGGUUUCUGCGGCAUCUUCAGACAAGCUUGCAAACAUGGUGAUUAAACAGUUUCAUCGUUUUCCAUAAUGGUCAAAAUUGGGGAUUAAACUGACAAAAUUUCAAAAACGGCAAAGUACCUCUUUGAUGCUGAAGUUCAUCUAAUGAGUGGAUUCAAAUAUCGGAACUCGGCCUCGUUUCUCUCUCGAGGUCAAGGUCAUUUCCUGACCAAGGCGGAAAGUAUUAUGAUGUUUCGACAGCCGUCGCACAACAGCGCACUAAUCUGCCUAAUUUCGCAUUUUGUGGCAAAUUUCACACAAACUCAAUUAUAAAACAAAGCGAAGAAUUCUAAACCACAUGUAUUAGAUGUUUUACUCUUAAAACGACUGUAAAUGCUUGGUCUCUAUCUGAAUAUUGGGUCUAUUAGAAUACUUCACUCGUAGACCUACCCCUUACGAAAAAGAUCUCGGAUUCACUAUGGGAAAAUCUGGAUUCACCAUGGGAAAAUCUGCAUUCACCAGGGUGAAUUCAUCGUUUACCAUGGUGAAAUAAGAGUUUCUCAUGGUCACCAUGGUGAAUGUUGAUUUUACCAUUGUCACCAUGGUGAAAUAUUUCACCGUCCCAAUUCAUCAUGGUGAAAUGCUGUCAGUUUACCAUGGUAAAUAAUUGUGGAUUCACCACACCAUACAUAUUGAAAAUGAGACGCAGUUUCCCUAAGGGUAAUGAUUUGGAGUUAGCCUGGUCAAUUUGGUACUUUUUCCUUAUCAUUCACUGCUGUUGCUCUCGCUCCAACUUCAUUGUCGCCAAAAGUGACUGAUUUCAGGGACAAUACAAAAUUAGGUCUUGGUCGCAGAUGCUUGAUCAUGAGGGCCAUAUGUUGGUUUCUGGCCUGAUCGUGACGACUUUAUAAAAAAAUAUAUAUGCGACAUUCUCUGAUUGGUAAGUUUCGACAGCUGGGUAAAUUUCUUUGCCACGGCGCAUGCGCCGCAGUCUGCUAUAAAAGAAUAUCAUUCCGGUGUCAUCAUUCAUUCGCUCCUGAUUCUAGAUCAUACUGUAGACCCACCAGACGUUCGAUUUUCAAACAUUCGCGGAUUUCGCCGACUCUUUACUUCGUUUACAGCACACAAAUUUACGUGACUUUACAUCAUGAAGGCAAUGCUAGGUUUAGCUUUAGUUGCGUGCUUCUUAGCAGCCGCACACUCGGAGGCCUGCUUGAGUAGUGACCUCUCCCCUCUACUAGGGACUUGGUACGUGGGAGACGAAAAGAUUUUUACGAUGUCCGAGACGGGUAUGACAAUAUACGUCAGAACAAAAAAAGUGUCCGCUGAUGUUUUCGCGACAUGCGACGGAAAGAGGGGCACCGGAUCAUUCGUGUUUGGGUCAGAGGAUUUCCCAUGGGGCACAGGUUCGGGGUGUAUAAAGAUCACAACUGUUGGAGGCAAAACGCACUUCCAGUCUCAUGCAUAUACAAAAAGCCCACGCUACGUUGAUGGUGGAUCUGAAAGCGCUGAACAAUACUGCAGUUCUCUCAAGAUGGAUCAAAACCUCGUUAUUUCAUUAACCCCUACAAGUGACUAAAAUGCGGACAGAAUGAAAACGAUUACGUCGUGUUGACCCAAAUCGAAUACAGAAAUCGAGUGUUC